This is a messenger RNA of Vespula pensylvanica (western yellowjacket), 4946 nucleotides long. RefSeq names its product phospholipid-transporting ATPase VA. Gene Ontology annotation, molecular function: ATP hydrolysis activity; magnesium ion binding; ATP binding. The coding region runs from base 239 to 4765 and encodes 1508 amino acids. The transcript is spliced from 19 exons. Gene Ontology annotation, cellular component: plasma membrane. The record is from RefSeq and is a predicted model, not a curated record. Lineage: Eukaryota; Metazoa; Arthropoda; Insecta; Hymenoptera; Vespidae. Gene Ontology annotation, biological process: phospholipid translocation.
UUCUUUUUUUUUUUUGAUCUUCGUUAUACAGACAAAUGGAUUACAUACAUACGGAGCGAUAUUAUGAAAAUAUAUUUUUGUUUCUCAACGAUACGAUGUGAAACGUAAGCAAAGGAGUUCGAAGACACCGCGAGAGAGAGAGAGAGAGAGAGAAAGAGCAGUGCCAUCCCUCGGAUCAGGAAGCGUUUUCCAAGGCCACGUGGACCACGUUGGGAGCCCCCACAAAAUAUGUGCCAGUAUGUCCGAGAGAGGUAUGCAAGAAGCAGCUUGCGAGGAUAUCGAGAAACAAGCUUCUCUUUACGUGUUCCCGGGAGUUUCACGUCAACAACAGCAACAGCAACAACAACAAUAUCAAGGAAAUAUUAUACCAUCCCUACAACUUGCACCAUUAUCAGCACCAACCGUACUUGGUUCCAUGAGAAGCAACGAUGUUGGAGAGAUCAAGGAUAUCGAAGAUCCUUCGUCUCGAUUAAGAAGAAGACCAUAUUCGAAGACCCAUGCCAGAUCAGCCAGUCAUGGAGGUGUCCUAGCGAGUUCAAGCGUUACACCAAACCCAGCGACGUAUCAAACAUCUUGGCAAACGCCCUGGCCAACUGGUGGAUCUUAUUUAGGUCCUUUACCAACGUUAACCGGUCCGGUUCGCCCGUCGGCAUUAAAAAAACCAGGACAUCAGAGAGCGUUCAGUCAAGGACAGGUCGUAGAUGUUCAAAGUCAACUUCCUGUUUCGGGACACAGUCGUGUUGGCUCGAGAACAGAUUUUAUUUUGCCUCCUGGCCACAGAGAGGAAUCACGGCCAUCUACCGCUGGAAAAGUGCCCUCCUUUCGUGGACAUUCCAGGCAAGCAUCCAGAUCGGAAUCAAUCUAUACAAUAAGACGUAGCGCAGCGCCGCCAUUAUGGAGAAGAAUUUGGUCACGUUAUUUCGGACCUUUACCAGAAGAGCCUCGAUUAAGGACCAUAGUACCUAAUCAUUUGGUACCACCUCGUACUCCAAAAAGUCAGCAUCCAAAUGGUGGAAGGAUGAACAAUAGGGUAAAAACAACGAAAUAUACGAUCCUGAACUUCAUACCACGUAACCUGUUCGAACAAUGCCGGCGUGUUGCUAAUUUAUAUUUUAUAUUCAUCGUUCUACUUAAUUGGGUACCAGAUAUCAAUGCAUUUGGAAAGGAAGUGGCGAUAAUACCAGUUGUUUUUGUAUUGGGGGUGACAGCCUUGAAAGAUAUUUUUGAAGAUCGAAGAAGGUCGACAAGCGAUCGUAGAGUCAACAAUUCAACCUGUCGCGUUUAUGUUGGGGAAGGUGGUAGAUACAUGCAGGUUGCAUGGAAGGACGUAAAGGUCGGUGACCUGGUACACCUUUCAAACAACGAAGUAGUCCCAGCAGAUCUAUUACUUCUCCGCAGCAGUGAUCCUCAGGGUUUAGCUUAUAUCGAUACCUGUAAUCUAGAUGGCGAAACGAAUUUGAAGCAGCGACAGGUUGUACGUGGUUUUUUCGAAUUGCGAGAUACAUUUCAACCUGCCAAAUUUCGUUCGAUGCUCGAGGUUGAUCAACCAAGUACUAAGAUAAAUAGGUUUCAUGGUGCUGUAGUUCAUCCAAAUGGCGGGAGAGUACCAGUUACAAUCGAUAAUUUAUUACUCAGGGAAUGUUUGUUAAAAAAUACAGACUUUAUAGAAGGUAUUGUGGUCUAUGCUGGACAUGAGACCAAAGCUAUGCUCAAUAAUGGUGGACCAAGGCACAAGCGUUCACGUUUAGAGAAAAGGAUGAAUUGCGACAUAAUAUGGUGCAUGGCAAUCCUAAUAAUACUGUGCAUGAUCGGUGCGAUCGGUUAUCGAUUAUGGUUGUCGUCAUUGUCUACGACAAUUUCGAUCCCGUUUCUUCCGGUGUUACAAGAUCCUAAUUACGAAAGUAUGAUUACUUUCUGGACGUUUAUUAUAAUCCUACAAGUGAUGAUACCUUUGAGUUUGUACGUGACCAUAGAGAUGGCUAAAAUCGGACAGAUAUAUCACAUAGGUCGUGAUAGUUUUUUGUAUGACAAAGAAACCGGACGUAGAGCUGAGUGUCGUGCGUUGAACAUUACUGAAGAAUUAGGUCAGGUUCAGUACAUAUUUUCGGAUAAGACUGGAACCUUGACGGAGAACAAGAUGUUGUUUAGAAGAUGUGCAGUAGGUGGACAAGAUUAUGCUCAUGAAGGAGAAGGUGAAAGUUUAAUGCCUUGUCCAAGAUUAAAAGAAGAUUUGCUCAUUGGUACCUUUAGACAUCGUUUGCAAGAGUUCCUUAUCGUCUUGGCAACUUGCAACACAGUUGUGGUCAAUUCUCAACCGCAUCAUGAUAUUAUGAACUCAAGUGGUCUUAUCGAGGAACCGCAUAAAAAUGGUAGUGCACCAACUAGAUACGAGAGAUUGUCCGAGUCCAGAAGCGUGACUCCAUCACCGUCACCUUCUAUACCACCUACUAUACCAGCAUUACCAAUGCCUACACCACCUCCAAGUAUAACAGGUGAUAGUUCAUCACCGAUCUCAUCGAUCAUCGAUUCAGCUGCUGUCCUCAACGAUACACCUAAAUUACAAUCCAAAAUGGCUAGGUUACCACGUGUUUGCAGGCCGAAAUUGUUGAACGUAACGUCGAUACCAAGCUUAAGUUUGGGAUUGUUAUCGAGAAAACAAUCGCCAAACGGUGGACAGAAAAGGCGUAAUCUGUUGAGUCCAAUAUUCGAUAUGAGCGGAAGGUCAGUCGAACAGCUGACACCAACGCCAGCCAUUUACGAAGCCGAAAGUCCCGACGAGUUGGCAUUGGUCAAUGCAGCAAGAGCUUACGAUGUUAAAUUACUCAAACGUACACCUCGCAAUACUAUAAUUUCAUUGCCAGACAAGUCGAUUCUAAGUUAUGAGAUUUUAUAUGUUCUACCAUUCGACUCCAGUAGGAAAUGUAUGUCAGUUGUAGUACGUCAUCCGUUAACCAGUGAAAUCAUUUUGUAUAGCAAAGGAGCAGACACUACGGUGUUAGCGUCAUUGACAUCAAGCGAUGAAAAUUCUAUGACAUCAGCUAAGAUCAGGCAACAAUUAAAUUCUUAUGCACGUCAAGGUCUUCGUACAUUGGUAAUGGCAAGAAGAUCGUUGACCCAACAGGAAUAUGAAACUUGGCGUGAAAAACACUUGGAAGCUGAAUUGGCCAAUGAAAAUCGCGAACGUCGUAUUCGUGACUCUUACGCUAAUCUAGAAAAUCAUAUGACAUUGCUCGGUGCAACUGGUAUAGAAGAUAAAUUGCAACCUGGUGUACCAGAAACCAUCGCUGCUCUCGUUAACGCUGGGAUUAUAGUUUGGGUUUUAACAGGUGAUAAGCCAGAAACGGCAGUGAACGUUGCUUACUCAGCAGGUUUAUUUUCACCGGCGAUGCAACUGUUGCAGUUGCAAACGAGGUCUAAAUCGGUCGCGGAAACUUUGAUACGUGGUUAUUUGGAAUCAGCUAAAAGAGAUAAUCUAAUAACCGAAGGAAGAAUAGAUAAUCGUAACGAGGAUGGUAUUGCCAUGUACAGUUACGAUUUAACAGAAAGGGAUGCUCAUAGGAUAGGUAGUCCAUGGCCAAGGAAACGUGCACUUGUAGUUGAUGGUAAAACGUUGACCGUCAUACUCGAUCCAAGAUCUGGUUUAACAGGUCCGUUCCUUGAAUUAACAAGAACCUGUUCCAGUGUACUUGCUUGCAGAGCUACACCGCUACAAAAGGCUUAUAUAGUACGUAUAGUGAAGGAACAAUUAGGAAUGAGAACGUUAGCUAUAGGCGAUGGUGCUAACGACGUGAGCAUGAUACAAACAGCUGAUGUUGGUGUUGGUAUAUCUGGUCAAGAAGGUAGACAAGCGGUCAUGGCCGCUGAUUUUGCUAUUUGCAGAUUUUACAUGCUGAAUAGACUUUUAUUAUUACAUGGACACUGGUGUUACGACAGAUUGUCCAGAAUGAUAUUGUAUUUUUUUUAUAAAAAUGCCACUUUCGUAUUCCUCAUCUUCUGGUUCCAGUUUUAUUGCGGUUUCUCCGGUGCUGUAAUGAUAGAUCAAAUUUAUCUGAUGUUGUACAACCUGUUGUUCAUUUCUUUACCACCACUUGUACUAGGUGUAUACGAUCGAAUAACAACACCUAGUAUUUUACUUUCCAUGCCAGAACUUUAUAAAAGAGGACGAUUGGGUUUAGUUUAUCGACCCUUUUCCUUUUGGAUCACUAUGGCCGACGCCUUUUACGAGAGCAUCGUCAUAUUUUUUACGAUCUUCAUAACUUACUACGAUACAACCGUUGAUAUCUGGGAAUUUGGAACGACCAUAACUACGGCAUGCAUAUUUUCAAUGCUAUUACACGUAUCGAUAGAAACUAGAUCUUGGACGAUAAUUCACGUUGUCGCUAUAAUGGGAUCGCUCUUUAUUUACAUGGGAUUCUGUUUGAUAUACAAUGCUUUUUGUAUUAAUUGUAUGGGUUUGCCAGGUUCAUUUUGGGUAAUGGAAAUGGCAAUUAAAAGACAUACUUAUUGGCUCUCUGUGAUAUUAACUUCGGUACUUGCUGCACUACCAAGAUUGGCGUAUAGAAGUGCGAGAUCAACUUUGGUACCUGAUAUGAUACACCGUGCAACUAUUGCGGUUUCGAAAACUCAGGGACGUAGAGAGAGAAUCGUUGAAAGGGGUAAUUCGAGUUUUAUCACUGAUUGGUCACGUUCGACACAAUCGAAUUCUACUACCAGGCCAAGAAGUUAUGGGAAUCAGAACGACGCAUUGACGACCAUCGUUGCGUGACAAGAAAUUUCGAAUAAAAUCAAGACCAAGACUGUUUAUCGCUUUACGUCGAUAAUAACUGCCAAGGCGACUACCAUAAUAAUCGUCGUUCGUAUUUUCAAAAUGCGAACUUUGAAAUUUUCGUAUCUACCUAAGUUGUUGCUCUCGAAGUAGCAGAAAAAAAAGAGGAGGAAAAAAAAGA